Molecule: messenger RNA, 666 nt
Organism: Erigeron canadensis
Lineage: Eukaryota; Viridiplantae; Streptophyta; Magnoliopsida; Asterales; Asteraceae
Exons: 3
Coding region: 47-349 (100 amino acids)
Biological process (GO): developmental process
Source: RefSeq, a predicted model, not a curated record
UUUGUACGUUCUUAAAUUUUUAUUUGUAUUGAAGAUCAAAUUGGUUAUGGAGAUGGCUGAUCACUCUUCAUCUUCAUACAUACAUAUGGUACAACAUCUUAUAGAAAAGUGUUUGAUCUUCCGCAUGAGCAAAGAAGAAUGCAUGAAAGCCCUUUCCAAGCAUGCAAAAAUCAAACCAGUUAUCACAUCAACAGUAUGGUCGGAAUUGGAGAAAGAGAACAAGGAAUUUUUCGAUUCUUAUAACUUGUCCCAACCUAAGUAUCCAAAAAAACCUGAUGAGACAUCUGCAAUUGAUAUCCAAGAUAUGGAAUUUGAUUGUAAAUCAAAAGAUAUGGAAAAAGGAGGAUGAUAAUUAAUUAGUAUGAAACAAAAAUUGCUUGUACUGAAUAGUAUAUAUAUGUACUUGUCAUGUUUGGUGCAUAUGGCCACAUUGGGUAUGUACCAAAUAUUAGUAAGUCAGUCUAGCCAUUAUGUUGAUCAUGAAAUGAUAUAAAUUUUCCUUUUUAUGUUAGUGUUGCAAGUUGCAACGCUAGUGAACCUUUAGAGGGUAUUUAUCAUGGUAUAUAUAAAAUGUAUUGAUGAUCAGAUAUGAUGUUAAGGUGGGGAUGCUCCUAGAAUCUUAGUGUCCCGAUAUAAUAACAAAUCACUAGCUAGCUAUCGAUCUGA